This is a messenger RNA of Diospyros lotus (date-plum), 1682 nucleotides long. RefSeq lists its product as uncharacterized. Gene Ontology annotation, cellular component: nucleus. The transcript is spliced from 2 exons. Bases 164 to 604 code for a protein of 146 amino acids. The record is from RefSeq and is a predicted model, not a curated record. Gene Ontology annotation, molecular function: transcription cis-regulatory region binding. NCBI's taxonomy places the organism in Eukaryota, Viridiplantae, Streptophyta, Magnoliopsida, Ericales, Ebenaceae.
AGGAGGAGGAAACAUGGUAAAUGGGGUGACAUUGGUCGACGGGUGGGUCCGAUCCGGCUGUCCAGCAGGUGGAGAGCGUCGCGCCUUUCCCGCUCCACUUUUUAUCACACUUCGUUCUUCUCUCCUUAAAAGACAAACGCAAACUGCACCGUAACGUAACGCCAUGGCUGACCCGAUCGGCCGACCCGACCCCAAUCAUCAUUGCCCCAGCCGGAGGAAGCGUCUACAAUACGCCUUCGACGCAGCCGGCUCACACCCUUCUGACGACGGAGAGUCAGCCACCGCUACCCACUCGGGGAGCUCUGUCUCGGACAGUUCCGACUCGGACGGAGAGUCCACUGGCUUGGCCGAUCUGGCUGCCAGUUUCCAAGUCUUCUCGGAGUCUAUGUUGAGGAUGGAGCUUGCCGAGCUGGAGAUGGCCAAGGCCAGGGAAGCGCGGCGCUUGGCCGCGGAGAAUCGCCGAGCCGAGCUGGAAUCCGAGUUGACUCAGAUGUUGCUGCAGACUCAGGUGCAGAUCGCGUCGUAUGUCUCGCGCUCGACUCCGCGACGGAAGAGAAAGCGCUCCGACGAAGACGACGACUAUUCCUCCACCUUUGACAGAUAAGCAGACAAGCGAGUAGGGCAAGUUUUAACUAGGUAAGUUGGUCAAUUUGCUUGAAUGCAGGGAAGGAGCUAUGUUGCUGAGCCUGCUACAGUGCAAUCUGAUCUGAAGGUCUUCUUCGUAGCUAAAAGAACAUCUACUGGAACGUAAUGUAACCCAACAAAAUACUUGAUUUUUUUUUUUUAAGCUAUGAAAUGCAUGUAAUUCGCAUAUAUAUGGUCGUGUCUCAGCUCGAUUGAGUUCAUCCCUAAAAGGCAUAUUUCAGCUCAAUCAAAUGUUACGGCACAAGGGACCUGCACCACACAUCCGCAUGCAAUCAAAAGCCAGAAAUCCACCCUCGUGAUACACAACCACCCCAAUUGGCAGGUCCCAAGCUGGCAACCCUCCUAGAGUUGAACUAUUUCGAAUAGAACCCACCAGUCUCUAAUACGAGUAUCAUGUCAUGCCUCAUCAGGGACAGAUUUGGGCGGUUGCGCUCUGUGUUUUAUGCAAGAUUUAAGGGUGAAGUAAUUAAUAAUAAUGUUAUUUAUAGCUCAUCAAAAGUUGUUUAUAAUAAGAUUGGACAGUCUCAAGGCAAGCAACAAAGUAUCAAAUUCAACCUCAAAAGGUCUAGCCUUGGGUAAGGCUCAUUCUACACAUGCGAGUUCUCGUUCUUUGACACUGAAUUAAUCUUCUACAAAGAAAAACAGAGAAACAGAUUGACAAAAUUAUUGACCAAGAUGACAUGAACAUGCAUCCUGCCCACUAACCAAACUCGUACUGUUUGACCAACAUGCCGGAUUUGUGCCUAUACAGGAAGAUGAUGAUUAGGAAGCAGUCAUGCCUAAAUUAAAUUCCUUCAGAUAACUGCCCCUUGUGUAGUAUCUAAUACCAUCCUUUUUUUUUUUUUUUUUUGCCAAGUAUAUCUAAUUCCAUCCUUUACGGAUUCAUUUACACACUCUAAACUGGCUUCCUGUUCGACGAGAUGCUGAGAGAACCCAGUGUCCUGACAUAUCAAUCUUCAUCUACCUUAACCUGACCUUUGCUUAGUAACCAGGUAAAAAAAAAAAAAAAAACCUGACCUUUGCUUAGAGCUUGAAAA